Leucoraja erinaceus (little skate) is the source of this 4404-nucleotide messenger RNA. Its product is annotated as interleukin-17D-like. Bases 220 to 702 code for a protein of 160 amino acids. Gene Ontology annotation, molecular function: cytokine activity. NCBI's taxonomy places the organism in Eukaryota, Metazoa, Chordata, Chondrichthyes, Rajiformes, Rajidae. The record is from RefSeq and is a predicted model, not a curated record. Gene Ontology annotation, cellular component: extracellular region. The transcript has 3 exons. Gene Ontology annotation, biological process: inflammatory response.
CUCUCUCUCUGUCGGGCUGACGUGCUCCAUAUUGUAGAGCGAUGUAAAAUCCCAAGCGAUCACGGGACGUUCCUUGAACGAAACCACAGAGGUCGCUCCAUAAAAGCUGCGUAGAGCAAGCGACACGGGCUCAUAAACCAACGCGCUGGAGAGCGGGAACAAGCUUGCAAAUCCACGGCCACACAAGGUGACAACCGGAGUCGCAGCAAAUCAACAGUAAUGUAUCCGAAGGUGGAAUGGUUAGCGUGCUUCCUGAUGCUCUCGGCAGCGGGCCCAUCUGAUGGAACCCGCAAGCAUUGUGCAGAACCCUCUGAGGAGAGGUUAUCAAACAAACUGGACCAUUGGGCGGCCCAAGGAUUCGAAACCAGUGGAAGGGAAUUCAUUCCCGGCAAAAGAUUCAAUUCAUCCUACAGCCUCACGCAGCAGAUUGGAGAAAGAAGCACUUCUCCGUGGUCUUACAGAAUUAAUACGGACAGAGCACGUUACCCAAGGAAGCUAAUGGAAGCAUACUGUCUCCACAAGGGCUGCUUUGGAACCGAUGGGAAGAUCGAUGAUCGGCUGUUGAGUGUUCCAUAUCACAUGCCUGUCUUGGUGCUGAGGAGGAACUCGUGGUGCAAGCACAAAACCUUUGUGUACAAAAAGGCUGUGGAAAAGAUCUCGUUGUACUGUGUCUGUGUGAUGUCCAAGGUGAACAAAUCUUAAAGACAAGGUCCAAGAUCCCAGUAGAAAGAAUGUAGCCCUCAAUUUAAGAUUCAUGGAGAAAAUAAUACAUUUCUAUCGAACAGUCAUAAAAAUGUGAAAUAUUUUAACUGUUUUCUACCGGCCCCAUUUGCUCAUAUCAUCCCUCGAUGACCGAACGGCAAAUUAAAUUGUAAAUGGGAACCUCCCCAUUGCAAUAGAGCAACACUUCACCAACCUGUAGGUUGGACGUGGUGGAAGCUUUGAUCCUGCUCUCUCUUGUCACGUGUGUACAGUGGACUCUCUGGAAGGAUAAAUGCCUAAAGACUGGCAGGGGCUCAAAAAUUCUAUUGCUCAGCACAUUUGUGUUCCCCGCAAUAGAAUUUUAUGGGCCUGUCCCACUUGCGCGACUUUUUAGGCGACUGCCGGCACCCGUCAUAGGUCGUUGCAGGUUGCCGAAAAUGUUCAACAUGUUGAUAAUCCAGUUGCGACCAGAACAUGGUGCGACUCUUUGGGCGGCUACUCACGACCAUACAGGCUUCACCCCGCGACAUGUCGCCAGGGUGUCGCAUGUGUGGUCGUGAGUAUUUCCUCAGUCGCCCAAAGAGUCGUAACGUCUUUCUGGUCACCGCUGGAUUUUCAGCAUGUUGAACAUUUUCGGCGACCUGCAACGACCUUUGGCGGGUGCCGGCGGUCGCUGAAAAAGUCGAGUAAGUGGGACGGGUCCAUAACCGUAACCUGUCGCUUUACUUUGUGAGAAGCCAAGUUUGUUUCUGGGCCCCAGACAGGUAUGAACAUAGUGGCCUUGGAUGAGCACAUUCCAGGCAAUGGCCGUCUCAGUAGGCCAUUAAAGCAAUCGUGAAGCCUGUCUAGGCAACUCCUAAAGGGCACCCAUCCUUUCCACUAGUUGCCCGUGGAGCUUUGUACCUGGAGCAGACUGUAGGCAGGUGUCCUUUAUCAACUUGCAUGUUAUUGCAGGCCUGCUUUCCUUCCCUCCAUGUUGUAUCCUGACCCAUUUGGAAACCUAUACCUUCCUCCCACCACCGCGUUCCCCCCCCCCCCCCAUUUGAUUUGCGCCACCUUGGCUUUGAUUUUGUAUAUACAGGCACUCCCCACUUGCAUAAGAGUUACAUUCUGCGAACCCUUAUGCAAGUCAUUUUUUACAUGUUAGAACCGCCAUCCCCCAACCCCAGCCUGAAAUAACUCACCGGGAGUGUUAUCUGUCUCAGCGGCGUUCAGGGCACUAUCAGCGGCGCACCCCCUUCUGGCUCGGCACCUCCGCCAUUGCCUGGCUUGUUUCUGAGGUAAACUUGAUUGAGCGGACAGUGUUGGGGAAAUUACAAACUGCCUUGAUUCCACACGUCAGCUCUCUGUCAGCUCUCCACUGUGCAAGCCCCCACCACUUGCAAGUUGUAAUCUAUCUAAUUUCCACUCGCUGUGAUGGUGGAAGGCCCACGUGAAAAUGCAUGAGUCCCAUCUUAUUGUGCAUCGCACCCAAGCCCUUGCGCACAGCGGAAUCUUGUAGCAGUAGGCUCUCGCAUUAUACCAGGCAUUGACAGCGCCCAUAGUCAGGAUCUAAUCCAGGUCUAUGACAAUGUAAGGCAGCAACUCUACCGCUGCGCAACUGUCACCCUUGCUAGUUGACCAAGCAAGAAUCUCAUUGUAUGGGACAUAUGACCAUAAAACACUAUUGACCAGCUCUGCAGAUCAUUGACCUGUUAGUGGACAAGCCCAGCUUCUCUGUUGCCUUGCUAACCCCCUGUGCCUAAAACUAACCAACAUUAAUCAGUACAAAGCUGAAAUUCUAAGCCACAAAUGCGCCAUGCCCUUUGUUAUGAUAUGGUAUCCAGCCAGGCAUAAACCUGUUUGCAUUGCUUGAAUUCUCAACUGGUGGCACCUUAAUUGUCUGAAUUAGGAGGUUUGGGUUUAAGAUUGUCACCUGUACCAAGGCACAGUGAAAAGCUUUGUUUUGCAUGCCUUAUUUAUCCAAACAGAUCAGAAACAUCACACAUAGUUACAAUCAGUUGAACCUCUCGUACAAUAGAUAGAACAAUGAGGAAGAUAAGAGUGCAGGCUUUUAGUCGGGACUGGAGCUGUUUGAGAUGUAGAUACUGAAAGCACAGAGUAGAGUUUCCUCCACUCCCUAAAUAUUUGAUGUUAAAGAUUUGACUCACUUCCAAGCUCGUGGCUUUGGAUAAAGUGGAAUCAGACUUGCCUCUUUAAGCUAUCAUUAAAUCAGCACUGUAAUUACAUUUCUUCAUGUGGAAGCUGAUGGUGUAAUCAGCAGAUCGUCUUUGCUGCUGCUAAAGUGAACCGACUGAACUGUCCUCUCACCAACUAGCGAGCGGUCCCGACCUCCCACCUACCUCAUUGGAGACCCUCGAGCUACCUUUACUGGUCUUUACGUUGCACUAAACGUUAUAGCCUGUAUCCUGUAUCUCUACAGUUAGAAGAAGGGUCCUGACCCGAAUAGUCACCCAUCCUUUUUCUCCAGUAUGAAGAAGGGUCCCAACCCUAAUAAACUAAACCAAAAUCAAGACAGAUCAGAUAUAUUCUACAUGAGUACCAUCAAGUCGAACUCAAGUACGAUAGGUAGAGCAAAGGGGAAGAUACAGAGUGCAGAAUAUAGAUCUCAGCAUUGUAGCGCAUCAGUUCUAUAGACAAAGUCUAAUGUCUGCAAUGGGUAGAGGUGAAUCGGACAUCACCCUAGCUUAUGGAAGGACCAUUCACAAGCCUGAAGCGUGCAACAAAAAUGCUUUUCCCUGUACCUCGGUACAAGUGACAAUGAUAAACUAAGCUAAAUUAAUCGUACUUAAAGAUUUAUUUCCUUCCACUACAGUUUAGCAGAAGAUCGGUGACAAUCUUAUUGGUUUCCCUGCAGAAACUUGGGUUGAAUUCCACCUCAACCUGUCCAAUGGAAAACCACUCGGGUGUAACACCUAUUAUAACACCCGCACACGAUCUUGCUCCCCCAUUGAAGUUAAUUGAGGGGAUAUGAAACUUGCACCAUUUCGCAAAGUCGUUUACCUGACCUGUUAGGUUAACAUUACCACCUGCCCCCCCCCCCACUCCACUCCACCUUGCGCAACCAGAGUAGACAGCCACUGGUGCCAGAUUUCUGCUGAAGUUAAGAUAAUCACUUCGGAGAAACUUACUCACAACUCUUUAAAAUGGGAUUAAGAUUCAGCUGAGCGUUCACAGAAAUAGUUGUUUUCCACCUAUCUUCGUCAACUCUACUGGGAAAGAAAACACAUUAAUCUCCAAAUAUCUCAGCAUAAGCCGUGCAAAGAAUGUUGUUUAUUACAUUCUGAGUUGUUCUUUCAGCUGAAAAUAAACUUUGGCAAUUUGCUUUCAGCAGUUGUUAAAAAAGUGAGUCAAGGGUGAAUGCCUGAAGAAGGGUCUCGAUACCCAUUCCUUAUCUCAAGAGCCGCCGAGUUACUCCAGCAUAUUAUGUACAUCUUCAGUGUAAACCAGUCUGCAGUUCCUUUCUAUGCAUUAUAACUAAGCAAUGUCUGGUUUGUUAUUUCCUGGACAAUCCCCUGUUGUUCUUGCUGCUCGGGUUUAGACUGCUAUCUGUGCAGAAUGAGGUUGAGAAUUUAAGAACAUUUACUUUCAAUAUCUUUGCAAUGUUUUCUACCAUUCAUAUAAAAUGUAAUUUUUUGUAAUGCUUUUUUGUGAGAAAAAUCUUGUGAAAUUACAGUAAUAAACAAAAGACUGUGCUCAUAA